Nymphaea colorata (pocket water lily) is the source of this 2100-nucleotide messenger RNA. RefSeq names its product L-ascorbate oxidase homolog. Gene Ontology annotation, molecular function: oxidoreductase activity; copper ion binding. Lineage: Eukaryota; Viridiplantae; Streptophyta; Magnoliopsida; Nymphaeales; Nymphaeaceae. The transcript has 4 exons. The coding region runs from base 230 to 1888 and encodes 552 amino acids. The record is from RefSeq and is a predicted model, not a curated record.
AUGAAGAUCGCACUCCCGGUUGGCCUCUUUUCAGAGUCUGUGCGUUCAAAGCUCUAAAGUGCUAGCCGGGAAGGCGACCCCCAUGGCCUCCUUCCGCUAAUUAAAUCCCUACCGUCUGCUACAGAGGUCAGUCUUCUCCUUUCCGUCCUCAUAUAGUUCGCCGGUCGGUCUCGAUCAAGCAAACAGGAGGGAGCGAAAAAAAAACAAACAAACAAGAGCAAGAGAGGAGAUGGCGUCGUCGUCGUUGCUCGUCGCAGUGGUGGUGCUGCUGCUGGGUGCAGCAGUCCAAGCCGAGAACCCCUACCGCUACUUCACGUGGAACAUAACGUAUGGCACCCGCUCCCCUCUGGGCGUGCCUCAGCAGGUCAUCCUAAUCAAUGGGGAGUUCCCGGGACCCAACAUCAACUCCACCACCAACGACAACAUCGUCGUCAACGUGUUCAACGAGCUGGACGAGCCCUUCCUGCUCACCUGGAGCGGCAUUCAGCAGAGGAAGAACUCCUGGAUGGACGGCAUGCCCGGCACCAACUGCCCCAUCCCCCCCGGCGGCAACUUUACCUAUCACUUUCAAGUCAAGGACCAGAUCGGCAGCUACUUCUACUUCCCUUCCACCGCCAUGCACAAGGCUGCCGGCGCCUUCGGCGGCCUCCGCGUCAACAGUCGCCUCUACAUCCCCGUUCCCUUUGAUGACCCUGCCGACGAUUUCACCGUGCUCAUCGGGGAUUGGUACACCAGGAGCCAUGGGGCAAUUAGGAAGGUCUUGGAUAGCGGAAGGUCUCUCGCCAAACCCGAUGGGGUCCUCAUCAACGGGAAAUCCGGAAAGAGCGAGAACGAGAGCGCAGUGUUCGACGUGGAGGCUGGGAAAACCUAUCGCUACAGGAUCUGCAACGUGGGGAUAAAGACUUCCCUCAACUUCAGGGUGCAGGGCCACCAGAUGAAGCUGGUGGAGAUCGAAGGUUCGCACACGGUGCAGAACAUCUACGAUUCCCUGGACAUCCAUCUGGGCCAGUGCUACUCCGUGCUCAUUACCGCCGACCAAGCCCCCGGCGAUUACCACAUCGUCGCGUCCACCAGGUUCACCAAGUACCAGCUGAGCGCCACCGGGCUGAUCCGCUACUCUAACUCCAGCAAGCCAGCCACCCAGGUGCUGCCCCCACCACCCGCCGGCGUCUCCUGGUCCGUCAACCAAUUCCGCUCCUUCAGGUGGAACUUGACGGCCAGCGCUGCCAGGCCGAACCCUCAGGGAUCUUACCACUACGGCCAGAUAAACAUUACCCGCACCAUCAAGAUCGUCAACUCGAAGGAAAAGGACGCCCAGGGGAAGCUGAGGUACGCAAUCAACGGCGUCUCCCACGUCCAGGCAACCACUCCGCUGAAGCUGGCCGAGUACUUCGGUGUGGCCGAGAAAGUGUACGACGACAGCAUCAUCGUGGACGACCCCAGCGCCAAAUCCAACUCCUCCUCUGCGUUGAGGGUAGAGACGGCUGUGCUGAACGGCAUCUUCCGCGACUUUGUGGAGAUCGUGUUCGAGAACCACGAGAAGAGCCUUCAAUCUUGGCAUCUGGAUGGCUACUCCUUCUUCGCCGUAGGGAUGGAGCGCGGCAAGUGGACUCCCGCCAGCCGCAGCGUGUACAACAACCUUGACGCCGUGAGCCGACACACGGUUCAGGUGUAUCCCAAGUCGUGGACGGCCAUCCUGCUGACGCUGGACAACGCCGGCGCGUGGAACCUGAGGAGCGAGAUGUGGGAUCGCCAGUACCUAGGGCAGCAGCUAUACGUCAGCGUCGUCUCCCCAGCUCGGUCCCUCCGAGAUGAAUACAACAUGCCGGACGGCCAACCUCUCUGUGGCAUCGUCGACGGCCUCCCCCUCCCCCCUCCUUACAGUUAAUUCCAGACUCGACCGACCACCGGAAUGAUCGAUCGAUGACUCUUCCACUCAGUCUGACCGCAGGAACGAGCAGCAAAGAAGAUACCGUCUCUCUGGAGCUCAAUCAUUGUAUGCAUGUAACGAGGCAGGCUCGAUUAAAAUCGAUGGAUUGGAUUGGAUUGGCUUGGCUUGAAGUAUUUUUUUUUAAUUAAAUAAUACCGCAUUUACAUAAA